This is a messenger RNA of Plasmodium reichenowi, 7623 nucleotides long. Its product is annotated as tyrosine kinase-like protein, putative. The transcript has a single exon. The record is from RefSeq and is a predicted model, not a curated record. The coding region runs from base 1 to 7623 and encodes 2540 amino acids. NCBI's taxonomy places the organism in Eukaryota, Apicomplexa, Aconoidasida, Haemosporida, Plasmodiidae. Gene Ontology annotation, biological process: protein phosphorylation. Gene Ontology annotation, molecular function: ATP binding; protein kinase activity.
AUGGAGAAUCCAUUUAAGAUUCCAAAAAAUGAUGUUGAUAUGAAUAAUAAUAAUAAUAAUAAUAAUAAUAAUAAUAAUAAUAAUAAAAAUAAUAAUAAUAAUAUUUCAAAAAAUAUACAUAAUAGUAUACAUAAUAAUAUACAUAAUAAUUAUUAUUAUAUAAGUAAUAAUAGUAAUAUAGGUAAUAUUAAUAAUAACCCCAAUAGUAGCAUUAGUAGUAAUAACAAUAUAUUAUUAAGAAGUAGCACAAUAAAUAAUAAGUUAUUAUAUAAUACAUAUCGUGAGAAUAUCAACAUAUUAAAUAAUAAUAGUAAGAGUAAUAGUAGUAAUAGUAGUAGUAGUAGGAGGAGUAGUAGUAGUAGUAAUAUUAGUUUACUUAUGAACCCAUUAGGAAAUAAUAAUAAAAUAAUAAAAAAUCAAGAAUUUAAUAACGAGUAUUUAAAUAAUAAGAAAAGCCCGAUUGAAGAAGAUAAGAAUUUUAAUCUUGUAUAUAUAAAUAAUAAUUUAUUGUUUAAUGAAAAAAAUAAUAAUAUUAAUACAUAUACAAGAACGUUAAGUUUUAAAAGUUGUAAUAAUGAAAAUAUCCAUGAUUAUAAGAACGAUAAAUAUUAUGCCAGUCAUAUUAAGCUUUUAGAAAACCUUGAAAUUGAUCAAUUUGUUGGUGAUCAUAAUUCUAACGUGUUCAUUUCUAAUAAAGAGAUCAAGUCUGGUAUAAAAGCACAUAUAAGAAAUAAUAAUUGUAUGAAUAAUAUUGAAAACAAUAAUAUAAAUAAAAAUAAUAGUACUAGUAAUAAUUUUAUUAGUAAUAAUAUUGGUAAAUAUCUAACUUGUGGUUUGAAUGAUCAUAAGAUAAUUAAUAUAAACAAUAACAGCAACAAUAAUAAUAAUAUUAAUAUUAAUAGAAAGAAUAUAUUCUUGUCCAAUAAAAUAAACCCUUUUAUUAACGCGCAAGGGGUACAUUCUAUAAAAAAUCUUAUAGGGGAAAAGCUCAUAAACAAUAAUAAUAAUAAUAAUAAUAAUAAUAAUAAUAUUAAUAAUAAUAAUAGUAAUAAUAGUAGUAAUAUACCUAUGAACGAUAGUAAAUAUAAUAAAAACGUCAUAUUAGAUAAUUUUAUGGAAAUUAGAAAUAAGAUAUAUAAUAUUAAGAGAGAAAAGACUGAUUACGAAAAAGAAGAAAAAUAUCUUCUUCAUUUAAAAGAUUUAGACAAAUAUAAAAAUAUAUCCAGCACGAAUAAUAUCAGACCCAAUCAAAAUAUGACACACAAUAAUAUGAAUCACUACGAUCAUAUAUAUGGUUUUUCUGAAAAAAAUAAAAAAAAAGAACAAGAACUAUUAAUGAAGAGAAAAGAAGAUAUACAUAAUAAUAAUAUAAACAAUAUAAACAAUAUAAACAAUAUAAACAAUAUAAACAAUAUAAACAAUAUAAACAAUAUAAAUAAUAUAAACAAUAUAAAUAAUAAAAUAACAUUCGUAAAUAUAUUUGAUGAAAAAAAAAAUCCAGAAAUUAUUUUUGAAAAAAGAAAAGGAUUAGAUCAAGAAGACAAAUAUUUCAAUUAUUUAGAAAGAAAAGCAAAUCAUAUGAAUAUUGAAUAUAAUAAUAAUAUGAACUUUAAUAAUAACACAAUGAAUAACAAUAUGAACAAUAAUAAUAAUAAUUUAAAUUACAACAAUUUGAAUGCUCAUUAUUUAAAUACAUUAGCUAUUAAUAACAAUAAUAAUAGAACAAAUAACGAAACAAAUAUAAUAAACGCCGGUGUAAAAAAAUAUUUCCUUGUAAAUGACAGAAACAGUCUUAUGAUAAACGAAGCAAAAAAUAAAUAUCUAGCACAUCGACCUCUUGAAGAUCAUAUGGAUAGAAAAAUUAAAAAAUUUGAACAAGAACAAUAUGAUAAAAUAUCCUCUUAUAAAGAAUAUAAAGACGAACCAAAUAGAAACAUGAAUAUAUAUGAAAGCAAUCGUAUUAGUAAUAAUUUUAACCCUAGUGGACCUAAUAAUAAUAUGAACACAACAAAAUAUUUAAAUCGACAAGAUAUUAAAGGAAUUAAGGAAGAUGAUAUAUAUGAAGAGCAUAAUAAACAAGAGGUAUCAUAUAACUCCACAGAUCAUCAUUCCAAAAAUAUUUUAAUAACUAAUGUGGUAUACCAAAAGGACAACACUAAUAUAAAUUGUGUGAAUAAUAUAAAUGGUGUGAAUAAUAUAAAUGGUGUGAAUAAUAUAAAUGGUGUGAAUAAUAUAAAUGGUGUGAAUAAAAUAAAUGGCGUGAAUAAUAUAAACAGUGUGAAUAAUAUAAACAGUGUGAAUAAUAUAAACAGUGUGAAUAAUAUAAAUAGUUCGAAUCAUAUAAAUAGUAUAAAUCAUAUAAAUAGUUCGAAUAAUAUAAAUAGUAUAAAUCAUAUAAAUAGUUCGAAUAAUAUAAAUAGUAUAAAUCAUAUAAAUAGUUCGAAUAAUUUCAGUGCUUAUUAUAAAACCUAUAUACAUAAUGACAUUUUUGGAGACCCAAACAAUGGAUUAAGGAACCCCCCUCAUGCCAGAAAAGAACAUAUCGAGGAUAAAGAUAAUAAUCAUAAAUACAUAAAGAAAUGCAUGAGAAUUACAAGUGAUGAAAAGAAUAUGGAAGACUAUAAAAAUAAUAAAGAUAUGAAUAAUAAAGACUCCUUAUUUAAAAUGAACCAAAAAAAUGUAUGUGUUGAAUGUAAUGAUAACUUGAUUAAAGGAAAUAAUAGCAACAACAGUUCUAUAUUUACCAGAGAACAUGUGCAUGUACAAGUACAUGCAAAUGGGCAUUCACAGAUUCCUGUAAAUAUUUUGAAUGAAAAAAAAAAUAAAGAUAAUAUUAUAAUAUUAAAUAAAAAAAUGAAAAAUAGUAAUAGCAUUAUAGAUAUAAUGGAUAAUGAUAAAAAUAAUGAAUGCAAAAAAAAUAUUUAUGUUGAUGUACAUAAUGUAAAUAUUUCGGAUAGUGAAAAGAAAAAGAGAGAUUCUGCUGAGGUUCCAUCUAAUAACGUCGAUGACAUAAAUAAUAAUAAUAGUUCUUCUUAUUAUAAAGAAAAUUGUUUUAAUAAUGAAAAUGUUAUAUAUGAUGAAGAAAAAAACAUUUUUAGAACCAAAGAAAAUACAAAUAUUAAAAUAUAUAGAAGGAGCUUAGAAAAAGAAAGAAUGUUAAAUUUCCCUUUAAUUCAUUUAGGAGAGAAUGAUGUUAUAGUUAAAAGAAUUAAAUUGUAUUAUCCUUUAAGAAAUAAGAAUGUCUUUACUAACAUUUCCAAAAUUAUUUUUAUGACAAAUACGAAUAUAUGUUCUUUAUAUAUAAGCGACUCUUUAUUAAUACAUUAUGAUAAUAUUAAAAUAAGUUCUUACUUAUCAAAAGGUGGUUUUGGUGUCGUAUAUAAGGGAAGCUUGAUAAGGAAGGUUAAGAGAAAUGAUAUGUUGUCGACUGAGGAUAUGGGAACGGAUGAGAGGGGUGAUUCAAGGUGUAAGAGGAAGGAUAAAAUUAAGGAAGAAAAUGAACAUGAUGAAGAGGAUGAUGAAGAGGAUGAUGAAGAGGAUGAUGAAGAUGAUGAUGAAGAGGAUGAAGACGAUGAUGAUGAUGAUGACAAUGACGAUGAUGACCAUAAGGAUGACCAUAAUAAUGAUAACCCAUAUAACUUACCCAUUGAUAGUGCAAAUAAAAAGUGUGCAAAAAAUAAAAUAAAAAAUGAGUAUGACGAUGAUUAUAUUAAAAACCUGUGUGAAGGGAAGUACAUAAGGGAUGCUGGAGAUGACAUAGAAUUUUUCAGUAUAAACAAUAAUAAGAAUGACAUGAAUGGUAACAUGAACAAUAAUAUGAAUAGUAACAUGAACAAUAAUAUGAAUAGUAACAUGAACAAUAAUAUGAAUAGUAACAUGAAUAGUAACAUGAACAAUAACAUGAACAGUAACAUGAACAAUAACAUGAACAGUAACAUGAACAAUAACAUGAACAGUAACAUGAACAGUAACAUGAACAGUAACAUGAACAGUAACAUGAACAGUAACAUGAACAAUAACAUGAACAGUAACAUGAACAGUAACAUGAACAAUAACAAUCCUUUUUAUAGAAACCGUAGUAGUGUUUAUUUUGACGAGUUUGAUAAGAACGGAGAAAAGAAUGGUAAAGAAAAUGAUUUAAAAGAUGAAAACAAUUGUAGUAUAAAGAAGAAAAAAAAGUGCUACAAUAAUGACACAUCAAAAUGUACCAAGAGCAAUAAGAAAUUAUGUUAUUUAAGAAAUCAGUUGAUAGAACAGUUUUUUGAUUCAUUGAAUUAUAAAAUAGAUCAGAAUGAAGAUUGUGUUGAUAAAUUAGAUGAUAAAGAAAAAUAUAAUUUUAAUUUAUCUACAAAUGGUGAUAAUUGUAUGUAUGAUCAUAUGUUAAGGGUAGGAAAGAAGGAUAUGGGUAUAUCGAAUGAUAAUAAGGGCAUAAGUAUAGUAGCGAAUAAUGUAUUAACAAGUAAUACUUGUCAUUUUGCUAAUAUUAAUAUAAAUAAUAAUAAUAAUAAUAUAAAUAUUAAAAAUAAUAAUAAUAAUAAUAUAAAUAUUAACCAUAAUAAUAAUAUAAAUAUUAACCAUAAUAAUAAUAUAAAUAUUAACCAUAAUAAUGGUAAUUUUAACUUGGGGGGAGAGAAUAACAUACUGAACAAUUUAGUACACUUAAACAAAUUAAGUGAGCUAAACAAAAAAAGUCUGGGCAUCCAAACAAACGAUCCUAAUAUUUUAGAUAAGGAACAUUUUUAUUACAAUGAUGAAAAGAAAAGUAAUAACCCUGUAGAGACAUCAAGUUAUAUUCAGACAUCGAAGAAUAACCAACAAUAUAUGAUAAAUGAACAGAAUAAUAUAGAUGAUAAUUAUUGUAACGAGAAUAAGGACAAAAUAAAUAAAUGUUGUUGUGGUAACAUAAAAGACGAAUGUUGUAAUCAAAAUAAUGAAUGUUGUUCAUCACAAUUUAAUGAAAUAAGACGAUUAAAAAAGAAAAUGUUAAAAUAUAUUUAUUCAGAUAAAAAGAAUGAUAAAAUAAUUAUUGAUAAGAAUGAAUUUUUUAAUGAAUUAGAUAAAAUAAUAUAUAAGAUGAAGAGUAUAAAUAAAGAUUUAGAAAAAAAACAUCAUGAAGAAAUUAUGUUAUAUUUAUUAUUAGAUGUAUAUCAUAAUAAUAUUGUAUAUAAAAAUAAUUAUGGAUUCUUAUAUGUAAAUAGUAAAAAUAUAAUAACAUAUGGUUUAACUAAAGAUAGCUUAUAUAUAUUUGAUAAUAAGAAUAUAUUUCAUUAUUAUAGUGAUAAAUGUAUAUUUAAAAUUAUAUUUAUAGAUGAACAUAAGGAAUUAUUAAAAUUUAAAAAUUUCACUGUAUUUAAUGUAUUAAAUAAUGAAAAAAUUGUAAAUAAUUCAUCUAUUUUAAAAAACGAAAUAGAUAAACAUAAAAAUGGAUUAAACAAACUAGCUAUUAUUCCUUUUAGCAAAAUGAGUAUAAAUAAUUUAUUGCAUGCACUUAUAUUUGGAUUUUUAAAAUUUCUUUUUAAUUUAAGAAAAAAGUAUCACAAACAACCAAAUGGAAAUUGUGCAUGUAAUAUGGAAGAUCAUAAUAUAAUAAAUAAUAUAGUAAUUGAAAAUAAUAUAAUAUAUAAUAAGAAGGAUCCAAGUUCUAUUGUAUCAUCUAAUAUGAAGGCUUCUUCUAACGAAUCUCAUAACAACCUUUUGGUAUCUCCAUGUAGUGUAGAAAAAGGUGAUCAUAAUAUAAAUAAUAAUAUAUAUAAUAAUAAAUACAACCACCAGACAAAUUACAAUUUAAUUAUUAACGAUAGUAAUAUGCAAAAUGUUUCAAGUAAUAUGGACCAUUAUAUAAUGUGUAAUUGUGAAGUUGCUGAUACUGAUGACAAAAAGAAAGGAUUUCAAACUAAUAUAAAUUGUAUUAAUGAAAAGAACCAUAUGGAUAAAUAUAACAACAAUAAUAAUGAAGAUAAUAAUAAUAAAAAAAAUACCAACAAUAGUAAUAAUAUUGUUAAUAAUAAUAUUAUUAAUUGUGCUGCUCAGGGUCACAACAAAAGUAGUAAUAAUCAAGAUGAUAAUAAUAAUAAUAAUAAUAAUAAUAAUAAGAAUAAGAAUAAUCUUAAUCGUCAUAAUAUAAACCAUGAUAAUUUUCUCAAUAAUCAUAUUAUACAUGGAGCAGAUGAUCAUCAUUCUAUGAUUCCAAAAAAUGUAGUAGAAAAAAUAGAUAACAAAGGAAAAAUUAAUUCAAGUAAUUGUCUUAUUAGUAGUACCCUUAUAAACACAAAUAACUCAGACGAAUCCAAAACAACUAUGCUUUUAAACCUCUCAAAGAAUAAUAAAAAUAUUUCAAAAGAAUAUAUUAUUAACGAAAAGGAAUAUACAUACUCUCCAAAAAUUAACGACAAAGAAGAACAACAACCCCAUAUACUAUCUCCAGAAUGUAGUGCAAAAACAGAACUCAAAGGGAAAAUCAAAAAUAAAGAAAAUAAUAAUAAAUCUGAUAAGAAAAAAAAGAAGAAAAAACAAAAGGAAGAUGAAAAAAAUAAAACUAAAGGUAAAAAGAUGGAAGAGCAUAUGAACAAAAAUAACAACAAAAAUAAAAAUCACAUUAAUCAUGAUGGUGAUGAUGAUGAAGAUAAUGAUGGUGAUGGUGAUGAAGAUAAUGAUGAAGAUAAUGAUGAUGUUCGUGAUGUUGCUUGUGAUGUUGCUUGUGAUGUUGCUUGUGAUGUUGCUUGUGAUGUUCCUUGUAAUGUUCCUUGUAAUGUUCCUUGUAAUGUUCCUUGUGAUGAUGGGGAUAGUCACAAAUGUACCAAGAAUAAUAUAAAAAAAAGCGUAAAAAAACAAGAAAAUAAAGAAAACAAGAAUAAUAACAAGUUCGAUGAUAACCAUAGUACGACUCAUCACGAUAGUGAAGAAAUAAUAUAUAUGAAAACACCAGUUGCUAUAAAAAUACAUGAUUUAAAAGAUAGUAAAAAUCUAAAAAAUUUCUUAAGAGAAAUAGAAAUAUAUAAAAAUAUACAACGUCCAAAUAUAUGUACCUUUUAUGGUAUAUGUAUAAAAUCAAAUAAAUUAAUGUUAUUAUUAGAAUAUUAUGCAAAAGGAAAUUUAUUUAAUUUUUUAAAAAAUAAAAAUAAAAUACAUAAAAAACAAAGAUUAGAAUGGGCCAUACAAAUAUCAUGUAUUGUACAUGAAUUACAUGCACACAAUCCACCUAUAAUAAAUGGAGAUAUAAAAACAUCAAACAUAUUAAUAGAUGAUGAUAUGAACCUAGUCAUGUGUGAUUUUGGUAAAGCAAGAUUUAAAAAUACAAAACUAUAUAGUAAUUUUGGAUCCUACAGAUAUAUGGCACCUGAAACUUUUAGUUGUACAACAGAAGUUACAGAAAAAAUUGAUAUAUGGAGCGCAGCAUGUUGUAUUGUGGAAAUAUUUUCAAGUAAAUAUCCUUAUUAUAAUUUAACCAAAAAUGUUAAAAUCAGACAUGACUUGUUGGUUAAUAAAAAGACACCUCAUAUACCAAACUUCUUACCGAAUUCGAUAAAAAAAUGUUUGCAGAAAUGUUUCAGUUUUCAGCCUGAGGAUAGACCAACAGCAUAUGAAAUGUAUAAGUCCCUCAAAAAAAUAAAGGUCGUAGAGUGA